UCUAUUUUUUAAAUCAGAUUUUUUUUUUUGACAUAUCGAUUUGAUACCUUUUAAAUUUUAUUUGUUACCCACUAGAACUAUUGUACUAGCUAAAUAGUAUCAACGAUUCUGUAAACUUCAAAUGCACUGGCAGUGUGAGGUAUUUCCGAUAUUUGCUAUUACAAAAACCAAACAGGCAAACUGCAACAAAAUCUUUUGAUUUGGAUAUAAAAGGGAAGAAACUGUCGAAAUGAUAUAUAAAUAUGUAUAUUGGAUUAUAAAAACCCUCUAGUUUAUCUCUGGGAACAGUAUAUCUAACUAUUUAUAUAUAUCUUCCUGUUUAUCUUCAAAUUAUCAAAAAUUGUAUAUUUCUUUUGCGUCUCUAGAAACUUACUUAACCGUUAUCGUCUGUUGUAAACAUACAUCAUUUCGAACUUUCUCAUGACUUUCCCGAGCCAUGAACGUAAAAAAACAAAAAGUACCGAACGACCGUUUAGUCUGGUAUCCCAAAAUACUGCUAAAAACCAGGCUGUUUGACCUUUCACCUUGCAUACGUCAAUUCGGACUACAUCGUUUUUUUCUAAUAUGCGUAUGUAAAACCUAAACUUCCGAAAGACAACGCGAAACGGAACGUUCAACUUUCAAAUUCGUCUGUCUGAGAGUUUGACAGAAUGGCUUGGUGCUUAGACAAGAACAAGGACGAGAAGAAAAUCACAUUGUUGAUUAAUGGAAGACAGGCCGUCCAGUCAAACGGGGAAGAUUUUCCGGCAGUAAAUUCAAUAAAACCAGGAAGGAAUGCUGAUGAAAUCUGGAUAGCAUUUACAGGCGUUGAAAAUGGCAGGAGACUUUUGAGGAGCCUUUUCUCUGCAAAAAAUGAUUUUUCAAAUAUGCUAAACUUGGAAAGCAACACAUUAUUCAUCACAAGCGUGUAUGAUAGAGCAGGUGAAUGUAUUCCAGCCAUACCUGGUUGUUCAAGGAAGAGAAAGGCCACAAAGCCCCUUGAAGAUGUUGAUGUGGAAGAAGGGAACGAUGAGGGAGUUUACAAAUAUGUUCAGACAGUUGAAGAAAAAUUUGUUGGAAAGUUUGAACUUGACAUUUUGUCAAUUUAUCAAACACCAGAGCAGUUUCUAUGUAGACCACUGAAGCAGCAAUGGGUUGACUAUCUAAAAAUUAAAUUAUUGAACAGCAAAAGCCAAACCACCAUCUUUCCAUUGCUGCUAGACCCAGAGUGUGUCUCAAAAAAGGAAAACUUUGAUGCUUCAGUAUUUACCACAUACAGAUAUUAUGCUUUAGGUGGUAACCAUUUUACUGGUGCACUUAGGCAUCUAAUUGAAAGUGGAGAAAAUGUGAAUUACAGAAAACUACAGGCUCGAGUGUAUGUUGGCCUCACAUCAGAAGAGGCAAGGAUUGUGGGUAAUUUGCAUAACAAAUCAAGCAGUACUGUACUGAAGCUCAAUUUUCAGGAUAAAGUAUUUCAAGCAAGACAGAUAAGAAAAGAGACUGGGGAUAGUAAUCUCCGGAAGAAACUGGAAGAAGCUUUAUGCUGUCUUGGAAAUGAGAUGUCAAAAGAUUCAAUGUCAACCGUCCUAAGUGUUGCAAGGUACACAGAUGAGAAUUACCAAAUGUUCCUUCAAAUAGUGCACUCAUUUGAAUUUGAAGAAGGUCUUGAGAAGAGUUUACCACAAAAUUUAUUUAGAAUUCUUCAGGGUCUUAAUAAGGAAACUGUUACACUUGCUCUACAAAAAUCCAAAACAGAAGGCUUAAAAAAAGGACUGGAAUGGUUGAAGAUAGAAAAAAAUUUAUCUGUUUUAAAAACAGCAUUUGUGAACCAGACAGAUUCUCAAAACUGGGAAUCGGCCAAAUCCCUGUUUCCUCAGGAAUCCUCCAGGUUGAGGGACUUUGCAGAUGUAACAUUAAAGAAGAAAAGUCUACCAACUGGAUUUGUGGAGUUCUGUUCACAAGCUAGGGAUCCAUUGAUGCAUCCCACUCAAUUUACUGUAAAUUUUGAUAUUAAAAUAAACAACAAAACAUGCUCCGGAAACACAGUAGAAAGUAUUAUUUGUAAAUAUAAAAAGAAAAUUCUAAUUGAGUUAGAAAAAAACAAGAAUAACAUAAUUGCAGAGCACUUUGAACAGACGUCAGUUGACUCUUUGUGUACACAAUCAGAUAGCACCAUUGAUACCCUUGACAAUACUCAAGUGUCCAUGUCUGACACACAAAUAACACAUAUUCCAGAAACUCAAAUGUCACUCAAUCUUUCUGAGCAGUAAUUGAUUCAUUAACUAAUUUACUGGUUUUAAUACCCAUCAAAAUUCAAAAUCAAAUAUUAAUCGCUAUGUUUGUCACUCUUUUUAUACGCCCGUUUAAGGGACGUAUUAUUUCAACUGUCCUUACAUAACCAUGAACAUUUAUUAUUAUUUUUUUAAUUUAUUGACCAAGUUUACACAUCAUUUAUAACCUCUAGAAAUAUUGAGUUGAAUUGUAUAGAGAAGUAUGCACAUGCAUUUAAAUCCUUCAUUAUACCACGGCUUUAAAAAGCGGAGGUAUAUAGUGAUGGGGAAGUCUGUCCUUCCGUCCGUCUGUCCCGUAUACUUUGUAUCUGCAACUCCUCCUUAACCACUUAUCUGAAUGAUAUGAAACUUUCUCAGAUUCUUAAUAAUAUAAUGCCAUUGUGCACCUCCUAUUUUGUUUUUGUUCAAAAUCAUUUUUUGGGUUUCUAUUUAAAAGAACAUGGACUUUGCCAUUGCCUAAAAAUAGGGGGUACCAAUGUUGUAUCCGCAACUCCUCCUGAACCACUUAUUAUGAUUUAAUGAAACAAAUCCCAGAUUCUUGAUGAUAUAAUGCUAUUGUGCACCUCCUAUUUUGUUUUUGUUCAAAAUCAUUUUAGGGGUUUCCAUUUCAAAAACAUGGACUUUUCUAUUGCCUAAAAAUAAGGGGUACCCAUGUUGUAUCUGCA
Messenger RNA from Mytilus californianus (California mussel), 2935 nucleotides. RefSeq lists its product as uncharacterized. The record is from RefSeq and is a predicted model, not a curated record. Bases 651 to 2249 code for a protein of 532 amino acids. NCBI's taxonomy places the organism in Eukaryota, Metazoa, Mollusca, Bivalvia, Mytilida, Mytilidae. The transcript has 10 exons.